Messenger RNA from Dovyalis caffra, 1359 nucleotides. The record is from the annotation of a GenBank genome assembly. NCBI's taxonomy places the organism in Eukaryota, Viridiplantae, Streptophyta, Magnoliopsida, Malpighiales, Salicaceae.
AUGAGCGGAGGAGGUGAAGGAGAGACGCUUGAGUACACACCCACAUGGGUGGUGGCUGCUGUGUGCACUGUCAUAGUGGCCAUUUCUCUUGCUGUUGAAAGACUUCUUCAUUACUGUGGGAAUUUACUCAGGAGGAAGAAUCAGAAACCCCUCUAUGAAGCCCUUCAAAAGGUCAAAGAAGAGUUGAUGCUUUUGGGUUUCAUAUCACUAUUGCUGACAGUUUCCCAGAACUUCAUAUCUAAGAUAUGUGUGCCAGAGCAUGUGGUUAACAACUUGCUUCCUUGUAGCCUUAGUGAAAAACAAAAAGAAAAAGGACAUGGAUCCAAUUCUACAACUACAACUACAACUACAACUGAACAUUUUCAAAGCUUCUUCACUGGUUCCAUUUCUGGCACUGUCAGGCGUCUUCUGGCUGAAACAUCAGAAUCCCAUCUUGGUUAUUGUGCCAAUAAGGGCAAGGUACCGUUGUUAUCUUUGGAAGCCAUUCACCAUUUACAUAUCUUCAUCUUUGUCCUAGCCAUUGUUCAUGUUACUUUCUGUGUUCUCACCAUUCUUUUUGGAGGUGCAAGGAUUCAUCAAUGGAAACACUGGGAGAAUGAAAUUGCAAAAGAUCGUUAUGAUACACAGCAAGGUUGGACUCAGGGUAGUCUCAUUUGUGCCUCCGGGGGUGGGGUUGACUUCUAUAAGCCAUCAAAUAAAGUUGCCUGUUCAGAGUGUGGUGGUUUGUCCGUUUUUAUUGCACUCCUGCUUGAUGUGGAGCAUCGAUCAUUAUUGCUGCUGGCAAUAGUCUCACUUGAAACAGCAGCAUUUUUCUACUUGAUCAUCAUUGAUUUCCAUCUUGAAUGCAAUGCUAUAAGAGUUGUGCUUCUUCUUGCUGUUGGCACUAAGCUGGAGCAUGUAAUUACCCAGUUGGCCUAUGAUGUUGCUGAGAAACACAUAGCCAUAGAAGGGGAACUAGUAGUUCAACCAUCAGAUGAUCACUUUUGGGUGGAAGCUGCUGACGUUUUCUCCUUUGGAAUCUUGUUGUUCAUUCAGGUACUCUGUAGCUACAGCACUCUUCCACUUUAUGCCAUUGUCUCACAGAUGGGAAGCUCUUUCAAGAAAGCAAUAUUCGAGGAUGGUGUGCAAGCAGGCCUUGUUGGUUGGGCUGAAAAGGUGAAGAAAAAGAAAGGGCUGAAAGGGGCAACCGAAGGAUCUAGCGAAGCAAGUUCGCAUGUUGUUUCUGCCGGGGAGCUUCAGCUGGGGAGACUGAAAGGGUUAAAAACAGCCAAUGAAGGUUCCUCCCAAGCCAGUUCUCAUGAUGGUUCUACUGUGGGAAAUAAUGCUUCUGCUUCUGUUCCUCGGGUGGCUGAGCCUUGA